AUGUUUAAUUCAAUAUCAAAUUUUGUUGAAAAAAAUGAUUUGGAUUUAAAAAAACUCAUUGGACUUUGCGCAGAUGGCGCACCUCCGGGCUUAGCUAAAAAGCUCAAGGAAAAAAACCCGCAACGUACACAUUGUGUUAUUCAUCGGCAAGCUUUGGCUUCCAAAACAUUGCCACAGAAAUUACGCCAGACUUUGGACUCGGCUAUAAGGAUUGUAAACUACAUCAAGAGCAGCGCUUUGAACAGUUGGUUAUUUACUUUACUUUGCGAGGAUCUCGAUUCUGAUCACAAAGUUCCGCUGUUCCAUACAGAAGUAAGCUGA
Messenger RNA from Acanthoscelides obtectus, 321 nucleotides. The record is from the annotation of a GenBank genome assembly. Lineage: Eukaryota; Metazoa; Arthropoda; Insecta; Coleoptera; Chrysomelidae.